UAACAGUAGAAUGCAGGUACAGAGAUGAGUGAAGAUAGUAAUAGGCUGAAAGUAAUUGGGUAUAUGAAGUCACCAUUCUUGUACAAGAACGGAACUCCCAGACAACCCAUAAUCUGCCGACAAGUCACAGGGGAAAUAACAAUUGAGAAACAUGUCUUUAAUAACCCAGAGCAUUCACUUGAAGGGCUGGAGGAAUUUAGUCAUGUAUGGUAUGAAACUGAUAAUUAUUUAUGUCACAGUCAGUGGUUGUUUGUUUCAGGUCCUACUAUAACAGUAUCGGGUAUUGACAUCUUGGAUGGAACACCUAUCAUAGAUUUGAAACCCUACAUUCCCCAGUAUGAUAAUCCAGCUCUGCAUGUUGAAGACUUCAAUCAGAACCAGUCUGGAGAUGAUGAAGCUGAAACCCAGUCAAAUGGAGAUCUUGAGAAUCAGUGUGAAAAUGAUGGAAAUGAGAACCAGUCCAGCUUGUCAUAUACCCAGUCUCAAAAUGAAGUUGGAAAGGCAGAUCAUUGUAAAAGUUCAAUGCCAGGUGUUACACAUGUAGACUGUCAUGAUAAAGAUUUUGAAUUAGCAUUCUGUGAUAUACAAAAGGACAGCAAGCAGGUUAACCAAGGAACUGAUACAACACCAUCCUUAGAUGGAGCUAGUGAACAAAGUCUAGAUCUAUUCCAUGUUACAGACUGUGCACAAAGCCUAGAUCUACCUCCUGUUAGAGGUAAUGAUGUAGUGAAUCAGUCCCAGAAUAUAAAUUUGUCUGAAGCAUGUAGAAAGAAAGAGCAAGUUGCAGAUAUAGACUGUAACUCUUCAAGUGCCAGAUGUUCUACUGCAAGCUGGAUUACAAAAUCACCUGUUCCUAAACUGAAAGUCAGAUUUACACCUUCAGCAGAAAAACAACUGAAACUCUUUAGUGCUGAAGGAAAACAUGCAGAUUUUAAAUUUAAAUUUUUGGAGAGUUAUGUUCAGGCUCGAGAGGCGAUAAGUGAUAUAUUACACGAAGAUCCACGCUCAACAUACAGGAGAAAUAAUUGUGCAGACAGCUUGUAUUACUUCACACUGGAUGUUUUACACAUUACCUGUUGGUUUGAUGAAGAUCUUGUUGAAAUUGUAAGAAUUAAACCUGUCGGAAAAGUUGAUAGAUUGAAAGAAAAGCAAUGAAACUAAAGAAAAGUUCAUGACAUGAAAUUGUAUUAUUGUUACUGUUUUUAAUAUCGGUUAAUUCUGGAAACUCAAAGUUUAAAUGCUGUUAUGAAAUUGUCAUUAUUAUUUAUUGAUUUUAUGUGGAAUGCUGUCUGUUUUAUAUUAUAUGAUUGUUUUCUAAAAAAUGGAAUUUAUUAUACUUUCACUUUCACCUGGGAAGUGGGUGGCAUCCGCAAAAGUUGUCGACUCUCUUAGCAGUUCUUCUCCAGUGUCACAAUGUUUAUGGGCAUAAUCUUAAUUAGUUAUUACUCAUUUCUUGCAUAUUGCAAAUAUGUAACACUUACAAAGAAGUAUUGGCAUUUAUGACCUGUGUGCUUGUUUGUCCAUCCAGUGUAAUAUCCUUGCAAUAGUCAGUCACCUUGAGUUAAUAUUAUAUUCACUAAAACCUGCUGCCCUGCAAAUGAUAUUAAAAUUAGCAAAGGAUUUUAAAGUUAUUGCCCAUUAUCUUGUUAACAUUAUCAAUUUUGCUAAUAUCUUUAUCAUAGCAUAGGUUGGCACAUUGUCACACAGUGAAUGUACACAUGCAUUAAAUGUACACUAUUGAAACUCUUGUUGAACCAUAUUCUAACAGAGCCUGAUUUGUUUUCCUUUUAAACAAGGACUGAAAAAGUGUGUGUUAUUUAAGAAAUAAUAAGUUCCCAAAAGUGGUUUAUCAUAGAAUAACCCUUGUUUUGAGUUCUUAUGUGUAAAAAUAUAUCACAAAGGCCGUAGGCCUGAGUAAUAUAUUGUUUCACAUAAGAACGAACGGGUUAUUCUACGAUAAAUCACACUUGGGAAUUUGUUAUUUCAAUUCUAACACAACAUACCGGUACUUGUAUCAACAGUGUUAGAAAAAAUGGUAACUACUUUCUACGACUGUGCAACGCACCUGGAUCGGAUGACGUCAUUGCACGCGAGUGGUUUAUUGCAGAAUAACCAGAGAUAGAUUUUCCUCUACAUGUAUGUAGGUUAUUCGCUGGUCGUGUUAGAAUAUGCAACAAUCCACUGUUUUUAGCUCACCAGAGCACAAAGUGCUCGGGGUGAGCUAUUGUGAUUGCCUGGCAUCGGCCACACUUUCCUUUAAACAACAUCUCCUCCUAAACCAUCAGGCCAAAUUUGAUGAAACUUCACAGGGAUGUUCCUUGGAUGGUUUUCUUAAAAAAGUAUUCAAAUAAUUGAAUUCCAUACAGAACACUGGUUGCCAUGGCAACCGAAAGGAAAAACUUUAAAAAUCUUCUUCUCCAGAACCACAGGUCCUAAGGCUUUGAUAUUUGGUAUGUAGCAUUUGGUAUUGUUCAAAUUAUCCCCCUAGGGUUAAUUUUUGGCCCACACUGGGUGUCACAUGGUUUAUAUAGAUUUGUAUAGGGAAAAACUUUGAAAAUCCUCUUGUCCAAAACCACAGGGCCUAGGGCUUUGAUAUUUGGUAUGUGGCAUCAGCUAGUGGUCCUCUACUAAGAUUGUUCAAAUUAUCCCCCUUGGGUCAAAUAUGGCCCCGCCCUGGGGGUCACAUUGUUUACAUAGACUUUUAUAGGAAAAACUUUGAAAAUCUUCUUGUCCAAAACCACAGGUCCUUGGGCUUUGAUAUUUGGUAUGUAGCAUCAUCUAGUGGUCCUCUACCAAGAUUUUUUCAAAUUAUCCUCCCAGGGUCAAAUAUGGCCCCACCCUGGGGGUCACAUGGUUUAUAUAAACUUGUAUAGGGACAACUUUGAAAAUCUCCUUGCACAAAAUCACAUGGCCUAGGGCUUUGAUAUUUAUAUCUCCUCCCACUGGGGGGAGA
Molecule: messenger RNA, 2953 nt
Organism: Mercenaria mercenaria
Lineage: Eukaryota; Metazoa; Mollusca; Bivalvia; Venerida; Veneridae
Product: tRNA (adenine(37)-N6)-methyltransferase-like
Exons: 3
Coding region: 25-1155 (376 amino acids)
Source: RefSeq, a predicted model, not a curated record